This is a messenger RNA of Cylas formicarius (sweet potato weevil), 629 nucleotides long. RefSeq lists its product as uncharacterized. NCBI's taxonomy places the organism in Eukaryota, Metazoa, Arthropoda, Insecta, Coleoptera, Brentidae. The transcript is spliced from 4 exons. Bases 23 to 586 code for a protein of 187 amino acids. The record is from RefSeq and is a predicted model, not a curated record.
GUUUUCCGCAUCAAACGCAGCCAUGUUCUUCGGGAAAUUCACAACUUUUGUGACGUUCCAAAUUUGUCUCGUCUGUUGUCAGAAAGGCGGCAGUCCACCAGCCUCCAUUAAAGUCGUCAAUCUGAACAUUUGUCCCGCGAACGGCAAAAAUCCGAUACAGGGCGACAUGUACUUGGACACAGUCGAUGGUUUCAAGGUCCUUUCUGCCAGGAUAGAGGCGACCAGACCCUUGAAUCGCGACAUCACGUACACCUUCCAAACUGACAAAUACAGCAACAGCGACUGGGAGACUGACGUGUACACCGACGAGGGAGUCUUGUGUGACUUGCUGAAGGAAUACGCAGAAGACGCAUGGAAUUCGGUAAGGGACGCCAUCGAACCCAAACUGACCAACUUCUGCGACUCACCGGCGGGAGAGUAUACUUUAGACAAAUUCGAGAUUUUGGAAAAGCAAUUUAAACCGCCGCCCAUGUUUGGGCGACUGAUGAUCCACCUCAACUUGUACGACGGCGACGACGAACACAUAUUUUGCGCCGACACUGAAGUCGAAGUCACUCAAAAGAUGAAGCAGCCAUCCUUCGGGUAGCCGGGCAGCACAGUAUGGCGUGAAAAUAAAAUUUUAAUGUUUA